AAUUUAUUUCUUUUAGAUAGCAGCAAAUAAAUGCUAUAUUUCUUAGGAAGUGUUGAUUACUGACAAAGUAUAUGCUACAGAAACACUUGUCCUCCAGAGGUUAGUGGUUCAGGUUGCUGACAUAUGAUUGCUUGUCUAUUAUUGAUGUGGGUUCAGACCUCCUUUGGGCCAUAUAAUUCUUUCGUGUGGGAAAGCCAUACUGCUCAGUUACAGGUUUACCUAGCCAGGUACCAGCUCAUGAAGAAGUAAUGCCUAUAGGAGCACCUGUGGUCUUCCUGCACCUUCAGAAGCAUGACCUGAAGUUGUGUCAGCAUGACAUUGAACAAUAAAUUAAGUUUAGUAUAAUUUUAAUCACCAUGUUUUGGUAGGCAUGUUUGAAUAGAAUUAAUUUUUGUUGGUUUUUAAAGCAGUCCUUUUCAUACAUAUAAAUUUAAGGUAUUUCUGCACCUUUGAUAACAAAGUUAAGGCCAUGAAUAUUGGAUUAUUUAAUAGAGAUGGACCAAAGCCUACAGACAAGGAAUCAGAGAUUGUUGCAAGCACAAAUAACGGCAUAGAGUCGCAUCAUCGGAUGUUAAAAAAAAGCUAUAUGCAUGGAAAGACUACCUUCAAUUUAACAAGCAUGCUGAAGAUACUUGUCAAUGAGUUCUUUCCAGCAAGGUAUAGAGCCUUUGUUGACAAGAAUCAAGAGUUCUCUGGAAAAUUCAAGAAAUACUCCGAUCUAGUUCCAGUGCCACUUCAGCGUAGGCCUAGACAAUCUAUAAGACAUUGUCUGCAGAAUGUAGAGUUGUCAAAAGAUAUUAACCCGGAUGAUGUUAAGUCCAUUGAAGGUGAUUUCUUCACAGUCGUCUCUGGAAAGAAGACAUACGGAGUGUCUCUGGGUGAUGACAUCCAUGUACCGUUUUGCGAUUGUAUGGACUGGUAUAAAUUCCAUAUGCCAUGCAAACACAUCAUUGCUACAAUAUCCUCAGAAACAGAUAUUAAUUGGCAGCGCCUUAGCACUGUGUACAUGCAGUCAGUGUAUUGCAUUGUAGAUGACUUUGAAGACGUAACUGAUAGGAAUGCAGAUAAUGAAUGUGAGACAUCAGGAGAUGAAGUUGAGAUCAAUGGAACUAAAGAGGCAAACACAGAAUUUGAAGAAGUUACAGAAAGUAAACCAGAUAUGGCGGAUGAAUGUGAAAAAGAAGUCAAAGAAACGAAUGUAACUGAAGAAGCAGUCCAAGGCCAUAGAGAACUGUGGUACAACAUGGAUACUUCAGGUUUUUAG
This is a messenger RNA of Mercenaria mercenaria, 1264 nucleotides long. RefSeq lists its product as uncharacterized. The transcript is spliced from 6 exons. NCBI's taxonomy places the organism in Eukaryota, Metazoa, Mollusca, Bivalvia, Venerida, Veneridae. The record is from RefSeq and is a predicted model, not a curated record. Gene Ontology annotation, molecular function: zinc ion binding. Bases 470 to 1264 code for a protein of 264 amino acids.